AUGCCAUCAAAUCACUCAAACGUCUCUGCGCAGCAAGGUGUAGCGACACGCUUCUGGAAGGCAUUGCAGUAUGUCCUCCAGGAUGGCUCCCCAAAAACUACCACGGCGGUCGACUUCCUCGCCAACGAUUCAAACAUCGCGACUUUGAACAGCCCGUCGUCGAUUACCGCUGCCGGAUUUAAUCUCCCCAUCCCAAUGAACCGUUCAGAUCUCAAGUCUUGGAUCGCGAACUCCCCGGCCCAAAGCCACUCUUCUACUCUCCUCCGCCCGCCACCAUCGGCGUGCCCCCCAAGGCAGUCCUCUCCUCGGACGGCCUACGAAUGGGCGGCAUACCUAGACAACACCCGUUCCGCCCUGCUCCACGGCAGCAAACUCUGCGAACCAGCGACAACAGACUCUUGGCGUGAGCUUCUAUUCAACGGCGGCCAGCCGGUACCCAAUGGACCCUGCCGCGCAUCCUGGGAGAUGGUUUCCUUGGUUGAAAGUGGCAACUUCGUCAACUGCAUCCUUUCUGACACAGAGGAGGCCCCGGCGUCAUCGCUCCUCCGCACCGAGCUGGUCUCUCUUCUCGCCCUUGUCUGCCGCCAGAUUUGUGGCCUUGAGCCGCGACAGAGGACGAGCCCCGCAGACUGGCAGGUUUCUAUGACUCUCACGACCUUCACCCCGUCCCGGGUCCGUGUCUGCAAUGCUCACCUCGAUCCUAUACUUCCGAAACUCUACAUCGCUAUACACCUCGACACUCCUAUUAACAAUCUGGUCGGGCCCGAGUCUGAGGAGGGAUGGCUGGACGUAGUGGGAUGGCUUACAGCCGCACCAUCAGCUACUAAGCUGCAUGUCGGAAAGAGAAGGGAAGAGCAGAACGAUAAGGCUGCUUCCGAAAGGCUGUUCUCUGGGUCUAGCAACGGCACAAGCAGCUCCGGUGACUCGUUGGCGUCGUCCAACUAA
Messenger RNA from Colletotrichum graminicola M1.001, 945 nucleotides. RefSeq lists its product as uncharacterized. The transcript has 2 exons. NCBI's taxonomy places the organism in Eukaryota, Fungi, Ascomycota, Sordariomycetes, Glomerellales, Glomerellaceae. Bases 1 to 945 code for a protein of 314 amino acids. The record is from RefSeq and is a predicted model, not a curated record.